Molecule: messenger RNA, 469 nt
Organism: Drosophila erecta
Lineage: Eukaryota; Metazoa; Arthropoda; Insecta; Diptera; Drosophilidae
Exons: 1
Coding region: 119-385 (88 amino acids)
Source: RefSeq, a predicted model, not a curated record
UGAACAGAUAAAUCAAACAAAGGAUCACUGCGUUAUAAAAAGCUGAAAACGCAGUGAUAUUCACAGUGUUAUUAAAAAUCCAGCAGAGCCAACUUGACAGCAAUUCCCGCACACAAAAAUGGACGCGACUAUUGCCAUGAAUCAUUUGGUGGAAUCCGACAAGGAGAAGAGGCAAUUUAAGUUGAAAAUUACGGAGCUUGAGCACGAAAUGAAAAUGGAAAAGGAUCCAGCUCGCGCCAAGCUGAUCGAGGAGCAUAUUGAGAAAUUGAAGAAACUGGAUGAGGAGAACCAAAAGAGGAACUUGGAAAUUACCAAGGCCAAUGCGAUUCUACUUCGCUCGAAUAUGAACUUCAGAGUGGCGAGCCAUAUUAUUAACAACUUUUAAAUCAAAAUUGGUUUACUUUUAUCCUGGCAUCUGGAAUUGUAUACAUCCCUCUUAUCAAUCAAUAUGAACAAUAAAUAAAAUAAA